This is a messenger RNA of Boeremia exigua, 1205 nucleotides long. RefSeq lists its product as uncharacterized. The transcript has 3 exons. Lineage: Eukaryota; Fungi; Ascomycota; Dothideomycetes; Pleosporales; Didymellaceae. Bases 162 to 1172 code for a protein of 336 amino acids. The record is from RefSeq and is a predicted model, not a curated record.
CGAGAACAACAUCACACUGCUCCAGCUUCCACGUUAAGAUAUAAUACUAUUCGAUCUCUUCUCACAGAUUGCUCAACACAGCUUCAUUGCGACUAGAUCUAGCAUUUGCAAGAUUUCCUGGACAUACAUUUUACUUGAACGAACAAGGACAAAGUCACAAGAUGGCACCUCACGCUGAAGAACCAAAGCCAGAUACAGGUGUCGAUCUCAUUGCGCAUGACGGCACAGUAUACGGCGACUGGCGUGACGAUUUCCACAAGAAUGGGACAGCGAUCAUUAAAGGUGCCAUCUCUCCCGAACGCGCAGAAUACUACAAAGCAAAACAAAUCGAAUGGCUCCAAUCUUUUGGCCGUGGCUUCGAUCCCAAUGACGAAUCGACCUGGACACAAGACCAUCUCCCUGUGAGCUUCAAGGGUGGCAUGUACUUUGCUUACUCUAGUACACACGAGAAAUUUGUCUGGGAAGCACGCACCGAACCCAAGGUUCUUGAGACCUUCUCCAAACUCUGGGGCACCGAUGAGCUCCUGUGCUCGUUCGACGGCAUGAACAUUACCUUGCCUCGCCAAAAGGACCUCAAGUGGAGUCCCUGGCCACAUUGCGAUCAGUCGCCACACCGCAAGGGAAUGCAGUGUGUACAGGGCCUGCUGAACUACCAGCCUAACGGAUCGAACGAUGGCGGUCUGAUCUUAAUGAAGGGUAGCAGCAAGCUCUACGACGAGUUCUUCCGCGAGAAGAGGGAGCAAGAUAACCACGAGGAUAAGCCCCCAGAGGAGGAGGACUUCAAAGACCUGUUCAUCUUCAAGGAUGAGGAUGUCAAAUGGUUCCAAGACCGUGGAUGCACACUUGAGAAAGUCAAUCUUGAGCCUGGUGACUUGGUACUCUGGGACUCUCGUACUAUGCACUAUGCCAGCUUCCCUCAGGGUGACCGCAUUCGCCACGUCCAGUAUGUCUGCAUGACGCCUGCGAAGUUUGCAAAGAAGGAGGAUCUGGAGCUCAAGGCUGAGCUGUUCAAGACAUGGCAAGGUACCACGCACUGGCCGCACUGCAACAUCCGCAAGCAGGGCGUUCCAGAGAGAGAUGGUGUACCCGAUCCGCAGAAUAGAUCGGAGCCAUUGGAGAAGCCUGUCGUAACAGACAGAAUCUUGCAAUUGGCUGCUGUCAAGGCUUACUAGAUUUGAAAUCUUACUUCCAUAAUAACUUUCAAC